Saprolegnia parasitica CBS 223.65 is the source of this 408-nucleotide messenger RNA. RefSeq lists its product as hypothetical. Gene Ontology annotation, cellular component: nucleus. The transcript has 3 exons. The record is from RefSeq and is a predicted model, not a curated record. Gene Ontology annotation, biological process: regulatory ncRNA-mediated heterochromatin formation. Gene Ontology annotation, molecular function: siRNA binding. The annotation marks the transcript as partial. NCBI's taxonomy places the organism in Eukaryota, Oomycota, Saprolegniomycetes, Saprolegniales, Saprolegniaceae.
AUGGAGCUGGCUCUGCAGCAGAUCGUCUACGAAGAGCAGGCCAAGAUGAAGGCAUUGGGCUUUGUGGAAGCGUUCAUUGGCACGAACGAAGCGAAAUGCAGCAUCUUCCUCUCGUCGCAGUGGGAGCGCGUUGGGCGCCUCCUUCUCAUCAUCGUGAGCGGCAACGGGAUCCAGCCUGGCAUCUGGAGCCGCUCGUUGGUCAUGGAGCCGCAUGAUACGAGCCGCCAGUACUACCGGUCUGGCUCCAUGCUACCGUACUUGCACAAGGCCAUCUCGCUCGGAUAUGGCGUCAUUGUGACCAACCCGAGCACGAACAUGGUCAUUACCAACCAAAACGAAAAGAUCCCGAUCCCGGGCUCGAGCAACCCGGAGGAGCACGUGCGGUACGUCAUCCGCGCCUACGCGCUU